ACUCAUGCAGCGCCAGUUCAGCAGUGCAGGCAUAGCGCGACACUAGCGCCAAACUGAAACGAAUGCUGAAGUGCAGGUAGUGCAGGCCUUCUGCUGGUCUUGGCGCUUCGCCAGCUGCACGUCGACUUUUGUUUAUGGAUUGAUCCAGCCUGCCCGCGUUUAGGCGAAAGUGUUUUGAAGGGUGUACAGGCUGGUUGAUAUGGUGGAAAGCGCUAUGGAUUGCGGCGCAUCGUCUGCAGCCAUCGUUCAAACAGUAAUUGAGCUGAUGGACUCGGACAGUGAAGACGAGGACUUCGACGAUAUUGUCACAAUUCUAGCGCUGAAGCUAACUAGGUUGCAACGCAAUAGAAUUCCUAAGUACUGUGAAGAAGUCGUGAGUCGCUACUUUGAUUUUGAAUUUAAAAGACUUUUCCGCCUAUCGCGCGAGACGUUUGACAGACUUGCUACCGGAUACAUGGCGUCGCCGUUCUUCCCGAGCGCGACAAGAAGAGGACGUCCAAGGGUUAGUGCCGAAAAGACAUGCUUGGUGGUUUUGUGUUACUUGGGUGGACAGUGCAGUACGUACUCUUUGGCUGACCGCUUCGACCUUGCCGUGUCGACUGUACACAGCUGUGUCGUGCGAAUGUUGGAUUUCCUCAACAGUGUCAGUGAGGAGGUUAUUGCGUGGCCUGGCCGGCAGGAGCAGGAGCGCAGCAAGGCGAGCUUCCUUGCAAAAACCGGUGGCAAGGGGCCCCAAAACACAGUAGGCUGUAUUGAUGGCUGCCACGUCGAGAUCAACAAGCCGACGGAAUCUCCUCAUUCUUACUACAACCGAAAGAAGUGGCCUUCAAUUGUGCUGCAAGGCAUUGUCAAUGACAGAAACAAGUUCCUGGAUGUAUUUAUUGGAUUCCCUGGCUCGGCACACGACGCAAGGGUGCUGCGUGAAAGCCCUUUCUUUGAAGAAGCCGCGUUGAAAUGCUGCAAUGGAUAUAUCCUUGGAGAUUCAGCAUAUCCCCUCCUACCAUGGCUGAUGACGCCUUACCGAGACAACGAGGCUACUUUCCCGUCGUGGAAGAAAAAGUUCAACGUGGUUCAUUCGCAGCAAAGAGUUGCAGUUGAGAAUGCUUUCGGAUUGCUAAAGCAGCGCUUCAGGCGGCUGUAUCUCGUCGAUGCUGCAAGCAUCAAACAGUGCGUACUUACUGUCAUGGGUGCAUGUGUUCUGCACAACUUGUGCAACGAAGAGAGAGAUUUUUUUGACGAACUGCGGCAGCUGCCAGUGCAAGAAGAAGUUGUCAAUGAUGAAGACACCGAUAUCUUCAUUGACCGUGGUGUGGCAGGUUUCAGCGAGAGCUUGCGAGAAAAUAUUGCUCAGAAUCAGUGCUGAUGCUGUAUACAUUUGAGUGUACACAUCAAGCAUUUUUUGUCAUGGGCAUGUGUGCACAAGUGCCAACAGCAAAGAACAGUGUAUUGAAUAGCACAUCCAUUUCUGGUACCUGCAGGGCUGAUACACUGCCUUCAUAGCUAUUCUAACUACUCUUAUAGUCACUGCAGCUAUGUACAAGGUGUGGAUGCACAGUUGUUGAAUUUGAAUGUUGCUGAAAGUUAAUGCCAUUAGCUAUUGACCCAAUAGAGAAAGUCAAUAAAUGGUUAAUGCAUGUU
This is a messenger RNA of Dermacentor andersoni, 1638 nucleotides long. RefSeq lists its product as uncharacterized. The record is from RefSeq and is a predicted model, not a curated record. Lineage: Eukaryota; Metazoa; Arthropoda; Arachnida; Ixodida; Ixodidae.